Molecule: messenger RNA, 1131 nt
Organism: Perognathus longimembris pacificus (Pacific pocket mouse)
Lineage: Eukaryota; Metazoa; Chordata; Mammalia; Rodentia; Heteromyidae
Gene: Coq5
Product: coenzyme Q5, methyltransferase
Exons: 7
Coding region: 22-1005 (327 amino acids)
Biological process (GO): ubiquinone biosynthetic process
Molecular function (GO): methyltransferase activity
Source: RefSeq, a predicted model, not a curated record
UCGGGCCGCGGGACUGCCAAGAUGGCUGCGCCCGUGCGCUGUGUUCUGCGGCCUUCCGGCGGCUGUGGGUGGUCGAAAGCUGCGCGGGCCUGCCGCCUCCCUGGGUUUCCGAGCACUUGGCCCCGGGGCCUGCUGGGUGCGCGGCUCUUGUCCCAAGAAAAGCCAGCAACGGAAACGCACUUCGGGUUUGAGACGGUGUCGGAGGAGGAGAAGGGGGGCAAAGUCUAUCAGGUAUUCGAAAGUGUAGCCAAGAAGUAUGAUGUGAUGAAUGAUAUGAUGAGCAUUGGUAUCCAUCGCAUUUGGAAGGAUUUGCUGCUCUGGAGGAUGCACCCACUCCCUGGGACCCAACUGCUUGAUGUUGCUGGAGGCACAGGUGACAUUGCAUUCCGGUUCCUUAAUUAUAUUCAGGCACAACAUCAGAAAAAGCAGAAGAGACAGUUAAGGGCCCAGCAAAAUUUAUCCUGGGAAGAAAUUGCCAAAAAGUACCAAAAUGAAGAAGAUUCUUUGGGUGGUGCCCACGUCAUGAUUUGUGACAUCAACAGGGAGAUGCUGAAGGUUGGAAAGAGGAAAGCCUUAGACCAGGGCUACAAAACUGGACUUGCAUGGAUCCUAGGAGAUGCUGAAGAGCUGCCUUUUGAUGAUGACAAAUUUGACAUUUACACCAUUGCCUUUGGGAUCCGGAAUGUCACACACAUAGAUCGGGCACUCCAGGAAGCCCAUCGGGUCUUGAAGCCAGGAGGGCGGUUUCUCUGUCUGGAGUUUAGCCAAGUGAACAAUCCCCUGGUAUCCAGGCUUUAUGAUCUCUACAGUUUCCAAGUCAUCCCUGUCCUGGGAGAGGUCAUUGCAGGAGACUGGAAGUCUUAUCAGUACCUCGUGGAAAGUAUCCGAAAGUUCCCAUCGCAGGAAGAGUUCAAGGAGAUGAUUGAAGAUGCAGGAUUUCAGAAGGUGACUUAUGAAAGUCUAACUUCAGGCAUUGUAGCCAUUCAUUCUGGCUUCAAACUUUAACUCCUUUCCUAUCUGGAAUGUGAAGCCAUCAUACCCUGGUGAAGCUGGGCCCUGAAGAAAAACCUGGCUGAUAAAACAAUCGCUGAACAUCUCCUCAUAAGGAUAUGAACUCCUGUUCUGAACUGA